CGUACGACCGCUGCUCUCCACUCUUCCUUGCCCAGAAGGAAAACAUAAAAGGGGUAGGUUUUCGCUCUUCAUCCUCAUCAAUGGCGCCGACCAAGCGUAAGAGCGACGGCAAACCUUCCCAAAAUCUCCAGACAACCAGAGUCACUCGUAGCUCCACACGCCAGGGGACUACCAAGGUGGUGCUUACUGAGACGUCUCCCAAGACCAAGAAAGCGAAACUCAGCUCGAAAGAUAAGGUAGAAUCGAAACCAAAAACAACAGAAGAACCGGUAUUUGAGGGUGUUGAUGGUUCCAAAACUAUUGUGAUUGAACACUGCAAACAAUGCAAUCAAUUUAAAAUAAGAGCUGUAAAGGUGAAGCUUGGUUUGGAAAAUGCUGUAUCUGGCAUUACUGUGCUCAUCAACCCAGAAAAGCCGAGAAGGGGAUGCUUUGAAGUGCGUGAAGAAGGUGGAAAGAAGUUCAUCAGUCUUCUGGAUAUGAAGCGGCCAUUUGCACCGAUGAAGGCUUUGGACAUGGAUGGUGUUAUAUCUGAUAUAGUUGAGCAGAUCAAAUGAUAUCCCAUGUAUGUACCCUAAAUCACUUGUUGUUUCUUAGGAAGAAGAGGAAACCUGUUUUUGCAACCAAAAUGAAAUGUUUCCAUUGCGUUUCAUCUCCUCUGUUUCCCUAUGUCCUGUAAGUUCAACAAUUUGAAUUUAUCCAAGUUGCCCCGUAGCUA
Cynara cardunculus var. scolymus (artichoke) is the source of this 715-nucleotide messenger RNA. Its product is annotated as selenoprotein H. Lineage: Eukaryota; Viridiplantae; Streptophyta; Magnoliopsida; Asterales; Asteraceae. Gene Ontology annotation, cellular component: Golgi apparatus. The transcript has 4 exons. The record is from RefSeq and is a predicted model, not a curated record. The coding region runs from base 81 to 554 and encodes 157 amino acids.